AGGUCUUCGGCUGUGCCUUGUUGCCUUUGAGGUCCAGUGGUCCGGCCUCUGCUGCUGCCACCUCCUGCAUCUUUACAUCUGGACUCCAGUGCUCCUGCAUCUGUUAUUGCCUAUGCCUUGGUCCCUGCUUCCUUCUGCUUCUGGACACCUUAUUCCGGCUCUGUGCUCCCACCCCGGGGCUCCCACCUCGGCUUGGUCACAACCCACUGCACGCAAACAAGAGGAAGCCACCCCAGCUGGCCAGCUCCCUGCGAGGACAAUGCUGAGGAAGGCAGGAGGGAAGAGGGCUGGCGUGGGAGGCCAAGCCUGAAGACAGGUGAACCGGCCGACGAGGAAUCCUCCCUGCCGUGGGGAGGAGGAGGAGGAGGUGGCACACAUAGAGAGAGGCGUCGGGAGGAGCCGGCCGACUCUGUGGAGGUGGAUCGCAGCCCGGCGGCGCGCCUCGAGCCAUGGCUACGAAUUUCAAUGACAUCGUCAAGCAAGGCUACGUGAAAAUGAAGAGCAGGAAACUGGGGAUUUACCGGCGUUGUUGGCUUGUGUUCCGGAAGUCUUCCAGCAAAGGCCCACUAAGGCUAGAGAAGUAUCCAGACGAGAAGUCGGUGUCUUUACGUGGGUGUCCGAAGGUCACAGAGAUCAGCAACGUGAAAUGCAUCACCAGGUUACCCAAGGAGACAAAGCGGCAAGCCGUGGCCAUCAUCUUCACUGACGACUCAGCUCGAACGUUCACCUGUGAAUCUGAGCUGGAGGCUGAGGAGUGGUACAAAACACUGUCCGUUGAGUGCCUGGGGGCACGGCUCAAUGACAUCAGCCUUGGGGAGCCAGAUCUGUUGGCCCCGGGCGUUCAGUGCGAGCAAACAGAUCGGUUCAACGUCUUCCUCUUGCCUUGCCCCAACCUGGACCUCUACGGCGAAUGCAAGCUGCAGAUCACCCACGAGAACAUUUACCUUUGGGACAUGCACAACCCGCGCGUCAAGCUCCUCUCCUGGCCCUUGUGCUCGUUGCGCCGCUACGGUCGAGACGCCACACGGUUCACCUUUGAGGCUGGCCGGAUGUGUGACGCGGGCGAAGGGCUAUAUACCUUUCAAACCCAGGAGGGCGAGCAGAUCUACCAACGGGUCCACAGUGCCACGCUGGCCAUCGCCGAACAGCACAAGCGCGUCCUGCUGGAGAUGGAGAAGAACGUGAGGCUGUUGAACAAAGGCACAGAGCAUUAUUCCUACCCCUGCACGCCCACCACUAUGUUGCCGCGUAGUGCCUACUGGCAUCACAUCACCGGCUCACAGAACAUCACGGAGUCCUCAAACUAUGGUGGUGACUCCUAUCCGGGACCCCAGGCCAGCUCAGAGACUGACCUCCUGAACCGGUUCAUCUUGCUGAAGCCAAAUCUUCCUCCCCCAAACGGAAAGAGUGACAGCAAAGACCCGAAAUCGGCUUCGCAGUGAGGCGGCCUAGCAUGGGGAGGAGAUAUAUAUAUAUAUAUAUAUGUAGAGAGCGAGGGGGAGAUGCUGGCUCAGUCGAAGGAGAGCACUCGAUUUCAGCCCUCAAGAUCUGAUUUCGUUGCCGCGGCUGCCUCUCCUGUCCUUCCAGCAGAGCUUUUUAAAGUUCGGGGACGGCUUGUUUCGCUGGAAAAGGAGGAAUGAAAAAAGAAAGGAGCAAAAUCUGCACGGAGGUAACUCUUGAGGAGACUGUCCGGGCAUCCAGGCGUUGGGACCCAACCGCGAGGCCCGAGACGAGGGUCGGAACCCUGAUACCGACGGAGGACUAGCUUUCUAUUGCUACAACUGUUUUAAAUAUAUAAUAUUGCUUAUGAAUAUUCUAUAUAUCAAGAGAUUGUCUCGCACGAAUGCGCAUUUCCUAGCCAUCGAGGGCAGGUUUUUAAAGGGUCGACGGACAGACUGCGUUGCUUUCCAUCCCCAGCCCUACUUAGGGAUGGGACCCCCUAGGAUAUGAACCGAGGGGGCACCAUCGGUGGGAGCAGAAAGACCCCGUUCUCCCAAGGACCAGAGGGGGCUGGGUUUUUGUCGGGUGUCCCAAAGGCCUUGUAGAGGCUUCCCGCUGACACAGGUCUCCUGUGGAGUAAACCAGAAGUCUCUCCAUCCAAGGCGGUCUUUGGGAAGGGGGGCGUAAAAUAAAUCUUCCUUUGCUGCCAACAGUCCUUGCUGAGGGAGGCAAGAAGGACUGAGCCUCAAAAGGAAGGAUGGAUCGUUUUUUAGGAAGUUUUGCAACGUCUUAACAUAGGACCCAGGUUGCAUUUCCCUGAUCUGUGGAUCGCUGUGAGGCCGAUUUCCUUCCUUCCAUCCCGACAUCCUCCCAUUGUAUGGGAUGGCUCAUCCUCCCCGGGUGGCUGGGACGGAUGGGAGUUGUUGUCCCUCUCCAAAGGCCAGUGGAGUCCCGUGGAUCCUUGAGGUUUCCCCUUUUCUUUCCAGAGGCUGCGACUCAUGCACAGUUUUGAGUUCCCCUCAGGCCUUCCAGGGGAAGAUCUCCCCCCUGCUCUUUCAGUGCCGACGGGGGCCUCGGAGGCCUGCCGCGCAGGGCAGGCAGCGAUGUGUUUCCUGGGAUGUUCCAUCAUGCCUGCCUGCUCUUCCUUGGCGAUAUUGACCACGGCUUGUGAGGUGGACGGGUUGACCUUCCUUUUUCCCAAAUGGGUGCCCGGUUGCCAAUGCAUUUGCACAAGUAAAAGGGGGUGGGGUUGGAUGGGAAAGGGGGGGGGCUGCCUUGCUGAGAAGGUUCAGGAGGCUCAUGAUGACCCACCGUUAAGGAAAUUUUGCCUUACUCUAAUUACACCCUGCCACACACCCCUUUCCCUUAACCUUUUGGGAAAAGGUUUGUUCUAAAUUUUUCCUCCAUCAGGAUGUUGUGGAGGGCAAAGCAAGGGCUGGGGUCUGCAUGCCCUGUUUCCCCCCCCCCACAGCUGCCAGCACCUUCCACCCAGGACCACCCUAAUUAAAAACAUAUUCCCCUCUUAAGAUGCCCAGUCAUGCUCUUUGGGGGGGGGCACUCUUGCACUCCAAAAUGCAUUGUCUAAGCAUCAAGGGAUCUUUUGGGUUUUUGCAUAAGAAAGGAAUUUCAAGGUGGGGGAGGAGGAAGAGGAAAUAACUUGGGAAAGGCCAUUAAUUUCAUUAAUUGAUUGGCUGUUUCAAGCCCCCCCCCCCAAA
Molecule: messenger RNA, 3155 nt
Organism: Pogona vitticeps (central bearded dragon)
Lineage: Eukaryota; Metazoa; Chordata; Lepidosauria; Squamata; Agamidae
Gene: DOK4
Product: docking protein 4
Biological process (GO): cell surface receptor protein tyrosine kinase signaling pathway
Cellular component (GO): cytoplasm
Source: RefSeq, a predicted model, not a curated record